AUGGAAGCGGGGCCAGGGCGAGCCCACCCCUCUGGGAAGGAGGAGCGGAGGGCAGGACAGAGGGUCUGUGUGCCCGGCUGUGGGGAAGGCUCCCAGGGCGCCAGGCCGGCGUGCGCCAGCUGCGGGGGGAAGAUCAGAGGCCCCUUCCUGCUCCGCGUGGCGCCCGACACAGAGUGGCACAUGGGCUGUCUCCGCUGUAGCUGCUGCCGGCUCAGCCUGGCGCACAGCCCCACCUGCUUCCUGCGCGACGGCAGGGUUUACUGCCGAGCCGACUAUCUCAGGCUCUUCUCCACGAGAUGCGCCCGCUGCCGGGAGACCUUGCUGCCCUCUGACCUGGUGUUACGGGCCCGCGGGGCUGUCUACCACCAGGCCUGCUUCCGCUGCUCCCUCUGCCAACGCCGGCUGCUGCCCGGUGAGCAGUUCGCUCUGCGGCCGGACGGGUUGCACUGCCCCAUGCACCAGUGGCCUGGGCAGGAAGGGGCAGGGCCAGAGGUGCCGGUAUCAGCCUGGACCAAGUGGCACCGGUCAGCGACGGGCUCCAGCAUCCCCGUGGCCCAGGGCGGCUCAGGGAAGCUGACCCGCGUCCGCACCGUCCUGAACGAGCGGCAGCUCCAGGCCCUGAGCUCCUGCUAUGCGGCCAACCCUCGCCCCGACGCCGGGCUGAAGGAGCAGCUGGUGGAGCUGACCGGCCUCAGCCCCCGCGUCAUCCGGGUCUGGUUCCAGAACAAGCGCUGCAAGGACAAGAAGCGGAACCUUGUGAGCCAGCUGCAGCCGCCGCCCCUGAGCCUGCAGGGUGCCGUGGGGACCUGGAUGGUGGCCGCCAGCCCGCAGCCCCAGGACGAGGCGUAUGCAUGGAGCCCGGUGGAGGUUCAGAGGGGCAGGCCCUCCUGGCAGCUGGUGAGCAGCACCGAGGAGGCAGGUUUCUCCCAGCUGCUGCGGCUGACGGACCCGGAGCAGCUCGGCUGGAGGGGAGGCCAGACCCCCCCAGCAGAGCCCACCGGAGGCAGUGAAACUUCGCUGCAGUCCAGGGAGAUCCUGCCCAUUUACCCCAGCUGA
Molecule: messenger RNA, 1056 nt
Organism: Mauremys mutica (yellowpond turtle)
Lineage: Eukaryota; Metazoa; Chordata; Testudines; Geoemydidae
Product: insulin gene enhancer protein ISL-2-like
Exons: 6
Coding region: 1-1056 (351 amino acids)
Biological process (GO): positive regulation of transcription by RNA polymerase II; neuron fate specification; axonogenesis
Cellular component (GO): nucleus
Molecular function (GO): DNA-binding transcription factor activity, RNA polymerase II-specific; cis-regulatory region sequence-specific DNA binding
Source: RefSeq, a predicted model, not a curated record